Sorghum bicolor (sorghum) is the source of this 2078-nucleotide messenger RNA. RefSeq names its product E3 ubiquitin-protein ligase PUB23. The transcript has a single exon. The record is from RefSeq and is a predicted model, not a curated record. NCBI's taxonomy places the organism in Eukaryota, Viridiplantae, Streptophyta, Magnoliopsida, Poales, Poaceae. Gene Ontology annotation, molecular function: ubiquitin protein ligase activity. The coding region runs from base 462 to 1850 and encodes 462 amino acids. Gene Ontology annotation, biological process: protein ubiquitination.
CGCGCCCUCGCGGUGGCCGCCCCGCGCCGUCCGGCAACCAUGUACGACCCGCCGGUGGACCUCCGCUGUCCGCUCCGAUCCCGCUCCGCCAUCGGUGAUCCCAUUCCCUCCCCUAUUAAUUUCGCUUCCCGCGCGGCCGCCAUAUUUUUUCUCUUCCACACCAACCAGAGAGCUCUGCGCUGGAUCAACCACCACCUGCGUCAAACCACCACUGGCACUGCACCAAGACCGGCACCCACUUGCUGGCCGUGAUCGUGAACCUCGCGGCUCAUCUCUCAUCUUCUUCCUCUCCUGUAUAAAAGCUUCUUCGUCCCCCGUCUCAUUCUGCUCCAGAACCUUCCCCAUUUGGACCACAGGCUUGAUUCUCCCUCUCCCACUUCGAGCCUAGCUUUCUAGCUACCUUCAUGCGUAGAUAGUAGGUGCGCAGGAAAACGUGUCCACACGCGCAAGGGUAACGAUCCAUGGAGCGGUCGCCGGCGCCGGCUCCGGUGGAGGUGCCCAAGUUCUUCGUGUGCCCGAUCUCGCUGGAGGUCAUGCGGGACCCGGUGACGCUGUCGUCGGGGAUCACCUACGACCGAGACAGCAUCGAGCGCUGGGUGUUCACCGACGGGCACGGCGACUGCCCCGUCACCAAGCUGCCGCUGGGCGCCGACGACCUGGAGCCCACGCCCAACCACACGCUCCGGCGGCUCAUCCAGUCCUGGUGCGCCGCGCACGCCGUCGAGCGGUUCCCGACCCCGCGCCCGCCCGUCGACGCCGACCGCGUCGCCGCGAUCGUGGAUGGCGCCAAGAAGAAGGGUAGUGGUGGACCUGGUGGUGGCCAGGGCCAGCAGGAGCUGAUGGCCGCGCUCAGGGAGCUCGCGGACAUCGUCGGCGAGAGCGACCGCAACCGGCGCUGCGUCGAGGGCGUGCCGGAAGCCGUGGAGUUCCUCGUGUCCGUCGUCAAGAAACACGCCGCUACCACGUCGUCGUCGUCGUCCAAGCCUCUCCUCGGCGGAUGCGGAUCCCAAUCCCAUUCCCAAGAGGAAUCGACGUGCGGUGGCGUGCCGGGCUCGCCCAAGGCGUGCUCGCCGGAGGAGGCGGCUCUGAGCAUCUUGCAUUCUCUAAAGCUCUCAGAGGCGAGCCUGAAGAGAGUCCUGGACAGCAGCGACGACUUCGUGGACGCCUUGGCGUCCGUGCUGCGGCGCUGGCCGAGCUACCGGGCGCGCACGUACGCGAUGCACCUGCUCAAGGCGGCGCUGUCGGCCAUGCAGCCCUCGCGGCUGAGCUCGACGGCGAGCACCGAGCUGGUCGAGGGCGUGGUGAAGGUGGUGGCGGACAGGACGCUGUCGCCCAAGGCCAUCAAGGUGGCGCUCCACGUGCUCUGCCGGCUCUGCCCGUGGGGCCGGAACCGCAUCAAGGCCGUCGAGGCCGGCGCCGUGGCGGCGCUCGUGGAGCUGCUCCUCGGCGACGGGUGCGGUGCCGGCGGUGGCAGGAGCAACGGCAAGCGGGCGUGGGAGCUCGCGGCGGUUGCCAUCGACCAUCUCUGCGGCUGCGCGGAAGGGCGGUUGGAGCUCGUGGCCCACCCGGCAGGGCUGGCGGUUGUUGCGAGAGCCGCGACGCGGCUGUCCGCCACGGCCACCGAGAGCGCGGUGCGCGCGCUGCACGCGGUGGCCAGGCACUCCGCGACCCCCGCGGUGCUGCAGGAGAUGCUCGCCGUCGGAGUGGUGGCGAGGCUGCUGUACCUGGUGCAGGCCGGCGCCGCCGGCGACCGGCCGAGGGAGAGGGCGAGGGAGAUGCUCAAGAUGCACGCCAGAGUUUGGAGGGGCUCGCCGUGCUUGGCGGCGCACAUGGCAUCCUACCCUUGCUGAUAUCGCAUGCCGGCAUGCCGCAGCCGACCAAGAUCGGUCAUCAUUUGGUGACAAUUCUCACGGUCGAUCUAGUCUGUUUGCUCGUCGUCUCAUAUCGUAUCAUACGUAGAGACUCGGCAAAACCUUUUGCUUUGCUCAUUUUUGCAUGUAAAGAUUGUAUUCUUAGCUAGACCGGGAUCUAUCAGGUUUGAUAUGUAAUUAAGUUCCCCAAGAUGGGGUUGGGAUAAA